CUACGUCACAUCCGGUCAGCUGUCGCUUCCGGAUGCGGUGAAACAGCGGAGGAGCAGAAAAACACCGCGCGGACAUGGAUUAAUUAAAAUGACAAGAAGCUACACGUAAAGUCGGAGGACACGCCAGCACAAUACGACAUGGAUUCACGGAGACAAAAGCCGUCGCUGGAAACUGCGUGUUAGCGGCGUUUUACCGUCGGACGGUCCGUUAACGAGCCUUGUUUUCACUGAGUGGCCGUGUUUAUGUCUACUUGCUAGCUUAAGCCAGCGUAGCUUUAGCCGCGCCGCGCAGACAAACAGCGUCUAUCUGCGAGGAGAUAAUGUGACCUGCCGUGUUUUUGAUAUAUAACAGUGGGAAACAGUGCGGUGCCUGUUUGAGUACAGCUAAAAAGAGUUUGCUUUGGUCGCUUUGGGGCACAGACGCUGUUGCUUCUUCUUCUCACCGACAACACAACAUUUACUGUUGUUUUGAAGCGCCCAGGACACUUUUGGGAAUCGCAUCUGAAAUCAGCUUUUGUACCCUCGGACGAAAUGGGUGUAAUCUGGACUUCAGUCAGCACAAAGACAACAGAGCAGACACUUUGUAAAUAACACUUCCUUGACAGCCGGUAGGCUCCACUACUUUUCCCUUGUUCUGCUGACAGGGCACAUAAACUGCAUCCUGUGUUUGGAUUUCGCUGAAGUGAAGGAAAGCUUCCUUUUUUUCUUUUUAGUAUUUUAUUUAUUUUUGUUUGUUUCCGUGCGACUUAUUUUUGUUUAUACUAAAAUCUUCAGCUCAACAGUGAAAGAUGAAUGGCCUCUCUCUCAGUGAGCUCUGCUGCCUGUUCUGCUGCCCGCCUUGCCCGAGCCGCAUUGCAGCCAAGCUCGCCUUCCUGCCCCCGGAGCCCACAUACGCCUUUCUGCCGGACCCGGAGGCAGGCCCCGCGGCACCAGGGGGAACGGGGACGUCGAGCCUGCGGGCACGGAGCGGAGCGUCAGUUGCUGGAAGCGGAGGUGCAGGGGCUGUGGAGGGGAGGUGGAAGCUUCACCUGACAGAGCGAGCAGAGUUCCAGUACUCUCAGAGGGAGCUGGACACAACAGAGGUGUUCCUCGCUCGAUCCACCCGAGGGAACAGAGUCGGCUGCAUGUACAUUCGUUGCGCUCCUAAUGCCAGAUUUACAGUGCUGUUCUCCCAUGGCAAUGCAGUCGACCUCGGCCAGAUGAGCAGCUUCUACAUCGGCCUCGGCACCCGCAUCAACUGCAACAUCUUCUCCUACGACUACUCAGGCUACGGCGUCAGCACUGGCAAGCCCUCUGAGAAGAAUCUCUAUGCAGACAUAGAUGCUGCCUGGCAUGCCCUGCGCACACGGUAUGGCAUAAGCCCAGAGAAUAUCAUCCUGUACGGACAGAGCAUUGGUACAGUUCCCACUGUAGACCUGGCAUCGCGGUAUGAGUGUGCUGCCGUGGUUCUCCACUCACCUUUAACAUCUGGUAUGAGAGUGGCCUUUCCUGAAACAAAGAAGACCUACUGCUUUGACGCUUUUCCCAACAUCGAGAAAGUGUCCAAAAUAACUUCUCCGGUGCUCAUCAUCCACGGGACAGAGGACGAGGUGAUCGACUUCUCCCACGGCCUGGCCCUGUUCGAGCGCUGCCCCAAGGCCGUGGAGCCUCUCUGGGUGGAAGGAGCGGGACACAACGACAUUGAACUGUACAGCCAGUAUCUGGAGCGCCUGCGCCGCUUCAUAGGACAGGAGUUGGCGGUACAACACGCCUAACCAUCACCUCUGCAAUCGGCCCCGUCACUUUUUUUUCCCCUGAUCCACUUAAAGCCUCACCUCUCUGUGUCCAAGAUGGAAAUCUGUCCAAGAGUCAUCUAAACCGUCCCUCAGCUUACCAAUGCUUCCAGGACUGUCACGUUCAACGUAUUUUAGUGCUUCGUUUUCGGGGCGUAGUUUGCCUGUAAAGGACCGUGGAUCUGUGAGCCGCAGAGGAAUGGAGCAGCGUGUUCGUAAUCAAAUGUGUGCGACUGCGAAAGACUUGUUUUAUAGCAAGGACUUUAACAGUACAGCUGCUAUGUGUUAUAUGGUAGCAGAUGUAUUCCUAUACUGUGCAAUAACAUGGACGGCGUCCAAAAGAAAAAGGCUUUUGUUGAUAUUAGAUGAAAGAGUUAACAAAAGAACAAACUGAGAAGUAAUCACGGAGAUCAACUACAUCAUGGUCCGCAUGGACAGAUACUUUAAAUUUUCCAGCCUGUAGUUUGUUUAGCUUUAAUUUCUGCUCUUAACCCAAGUUAGCAGAUUAAUAGAGAAGCAUGGAAGGCGCCUUCAUUAAAGGACUCUCCAUGUUCUCAGAUGGGUUGGGGAAUAUUUUCUGAUAAUUAUUGAAAUCGCACACAAGUUUGUAAAGAUUCUCUUUACAUCGAAUUACCACUUUCUAUUAGUUGCACCUGUAAAGUCAAAUGCAAUCCAGAAGUGUUGAUUUAAGGUGCUGUCUUGUCAGUUUUUUAGUUUGUGUGGUUGGUGUAGCGUUGGACUGCAUUAUAUUGGAAGGUGUUUCUAAUAUUCUGCCUCCCUCAUAUAUGUCCUUUUAAGGAUGGAUGAAAGUGGUGAUUCGUAUAUAUUCCUGGGAAAAAAAUGAUACAUCCAUGGAUAUAAGUUUGUAUUUUGAGUCUUUAAUUUUGUUUUUAUUGUACUGAACUUUUUGCUCAGGUAGCCCUCUUUUAGACAUCAGGGUCAGUGUGUUCCACACUUCUUUGUUUUCUAUGUGGUCAGCUAAAUCGCCUCACAUCUUUUGAGCAAAGAUUUCUGAUAGCAACUUGAUCCGGUGUGAGAUCUUUCAGUUUUAACUAAGUAAAGAACCAGAUUCUGUCACUAAAACUGAGGUACAAACCAAAAGUUUGGUGAGCUGCUGACAUCCCAACACAUCUGUAUCCCAGCACUGGACUGGGAUCAGCUGUGUUAACGGGGACAAAAGUUCAAGAGGCUCAAAAGGAAAAUACCUCCAGGUCUCUCAUUUAGUGGAAUGUCUGAGAGUCUGUUCGCCCUGUCCGUUUUGUUUUAGUCUAGUGUCUGUCUCACACCAGCAGGUCACAGCUGUCAACACCGUUUCUCUCAGUGUCUGGAACAAGAGAAGCAACACUAAAAUUAAACAGGCCUUGGUCGUUUCCCUCCAGCCUGUUUCUAUCCUCUUCUGUGUUUGUAUCCUCAAAUCUUUUUGACACCAUUAUUUGCACUCCAUCUAAAGGGAUGUUUUUGUCAGUGUAGGUAGUGAAUUACCGGUCAACUUUCUAAUUCUAAGGAUUGGUGAAUUUCACAUUCUGAUAAUAACAAGCAUUCCCUCCAUUACUCAGAUAAGCACGGAAAUAUUAUCAUCACAACAGUAACAUAGUUCAUUAGUUGUUUUACAGCUUUAGCAGCACUAAGAAGCUCUUCUGAGACACUUUAGAAAUUCAACAGGUGAGCAGUGUUGGCGCUGCUUCGUCCACUGCCGUUCUGUGCUGUAGUGUCACAAAAAAACUCUGAGCUUUGUGUAACUAGAUCAUCUCUUCAGACGUCUGUCCUCUCUGGUUUACAGUCUUUCUAACAACUGUCUAUUAUAUUUGUUUGUCUAUGCAUACAGGUCCAGCAUAGUUCUUAAGUAUUUAACUUAUUGAUUCUGUGUCACAGUAACAGUGAUGCUGUAGCUGCAAUUAGAUUUGUGUAACAGCUGAAAACUGAAGUGUGUUGUUUUGCCCUUGUGGCUAAUUGAUCUUUUUUUUUUGCGCUGAUUAUUUGAAGAAAUGUCACUUACACAGCUAAUUGGCCCACUCUGCUUCACAAACCUUUUUUUUUCCUGUAAAAUAUUGCAAUUGAAGAAAAUUGGUACAUGGUGAUAUCAGUGCAAAUCAUUGUCGGUUAACUUCUGAAAAUCAUUUUCAAGCUCAUCAUGGCAGAAUCCUGAUAAUUACAAGCGCAGUCUGAAAUGUUUCUGUUAAUGUUGUGUUCAGUUUGCCACCAAAGUUUGAAACCAUAACCAAAAUGUAUGUAUUUAUAGCUAAAACGUAAGAAAAACAAGUGUUUCUACCAGACUGAGUUGCUGUUUUUGAAUUUUGGGCACUGAGCGUUGCAUCGUUAGACUCCUGUUCUGUUUGUUUGAUUAUUUUUGAAGAGAAGUCAGGAGUUUUAGGCUUUUGUGUCGAUGUAUGAACCAAAGUCGAGAAUUUUUAGUGCUUUACCCAGAGUACCUGGCGUUUGUUUUGUAUCUUCAUAAGCAAUAUUGAAAAUUCUCUUAUCAACUUGUUAUUUAUCUAUCUUGAUAUUUUUCCACCACACAUUUGGAUACAAAUUCAUUGUACAUUUCUCAGCUUGCUAAAUAAUUCUAUUUUAUCAUAUCACGUCUACUUUCUGAUACGCAGGAGCAGAAUACCAAUACUAGAAAUUAACCAAACUGUGUGUUUUUCGGGCUGUUUAUAAUUUAUGGUUUGUGCAGGAGUUCAACUAAGCAAUGCAGCAAAGUCGUGUGUUUGGAUACGUUCAGAGGAAAAGUGAUGAACGAAGAGUAUUGACAGGAGCUUCAAGCAAAGACAUGAAAAGCUUUUGUUUUUUUUAAAGUAACUGUGGAUUUCUGUUGAGGAGGCACAUCAUGUUCAGCAUCACACAUUCUUAUCCAUUCUUUAUUAUACUGACAAAUGUUUAGUUUUUAAAAGAUAUUGUCUUUUUUUCCAAGAAUAAGUUAAUAAAACAUAAUCAGAAGUUGAUAAUAA
Messenger RNA from Acanthochromis polyacanthus (spiny chromis), 4720 nucleotides. It is a transcript of the gene abhd17ab, whose product is annotated as abhydrolase domain containing 17A, depalmitoylase b. Gene Ontology annotation, molecular function: palmitoyl-(protein) hydrolase activity. Bases 789 to 1754 code for a protein of 321 amino acids. The record is from RefSeq and is a predicted model, not a curated record. NCBI's taxonomy places the organism in Eukaryota, Metazoa, Chordata, Actinopteri, Pomacentridae. Gene Ontology annotation, cellular component: endosome membrane; plasma membrane. Gene Ontology annotation, biological process: protein depalmitoylation. The transcript is spliced from 5 exons.